UAAUAAUAAGUGUAAAGAGAGUGAACAAAGAAGAGUUUUUUUAAUAAAUAAUUUUACUUAUGAAUCGAAUGCAUCACCACAAUAAUAAUAAAUAGGUAAAUAAACAGAUAAAAAGUGGAGUUUAAAAGGUAAUAAUUGUUCAGGGGCGCUUUUAUGAUGAGUUAAUAUUUACACAAUCUCUCUGUCUUUAUUAGUUUGAUUUGCAUAAGAACAGAUAUUUCUCUGUGCUGAUUAUUGGUGCUGUAUCGUCCUGAUGAGAGAAUUUUGCCAGUUGCGUCUAUUUCUGGCCUCCCCUAGCUAGUUUCCCGCCUGGCUGACGUCAUCAGAAAGUUAUUUUCAUGAAUGGAGGGGGCGGUCACGAGGAGCCGGUGACGCGCAUGCUUGCGGAAGCACCGAGUGGAAUGUCGAUACAUUGUUGUUGUUGUUGUGUUCGUGGCUGAGGACUGAAGCUGAAGCUGAGACUCAGACUCACUUAGUUCACGCUCACCGCUUGGGUCCGACGGCGGCAGCGCGCGCAUCCCGACCAGCACGACGAGACCAGGAGCCUCCGACUUGCUCAAACGUACUCUCAGGAUAUUCCUCCUCACAGGCUCGCGAAGAUUCCCGGCGGAAAUUCCGCGUCCACAAGACUUUCAGGGUAUGACGACUCAUUUUAAACCAAGCAAAGCAGUAAAGGUGAAGAAGGAGGGUGAGAAUGCGCCAGCGCUGAGUGACGACGAGCUGGUGGCCAUGUCAGUGCGCGAGCUGAAUCAGCACCUGCGUGGCCUCACCAAGGAGGACGUGGUGCGGCUGAAGCAGCGGCGGCGCACGCUCAAGAACCGCGGCUAUGCCGCGAGCUGCCGCAUCAAACGCGUCACGCAAAAAGAGGAGCUCGAGCGCCAGAAGUGCCAGCUGCAGCACGAGGUGGACAAGCUGGCCCGUGAGAACGCCAGCAUGCGCCUGGAGCUGGAUGCGCUUCGUGCCAAGUAUGAAGCUCUGCAGUGUUUCGCCCGGACCGUGGCAUGCGGCCCUCUCACACCUGCCAAGGUGGCCACCACCUCCGUCAUCACCAUCGUCAAGUCUGCCAAUCACGGCUCUCCGACUCCGCCAUGCUCUGCCCCGUCAUAGGAAAGAGUGAAGAGUUCCUCCUUCUAGUCCAAACUGGUUCCAAAACUUUCCCAGCCUACUUCUAGUAAUCAGACUGAAGGGGGUGGGAUGGGGAGGCAGACUGCCAUUUUACUAUAACUUCUCUCUGUCUUUUUAUUUUUUAUCUGUUUCUCUCGCACACUCAAACUCCCACUCAUAUCCAAACAAAACCGCCUACGUUGUCUGUGCACUGUGCUCUAAUGCUCCGGCACCGGCAGGGCACACUGGCCUUCUCAUCUUUUCUCCCCGACCCACACUGAGAUUUAGCGGAGACGAUACUUGCAAACAUGGGGAUUAAGUACUUGAUUGAACCUGCCAUGGCAGUCUGUGAAUGCGCUGAUGCCUGUGGUAUCUUUUUUUUUUUUUUUUUUUACAUCAGAAAGUCAAAUCAUCUAACACCAUUUAUUCCACCAUCUAUUCAUGUAACUGUGCAUGUUUGUGUAGGAAAUUUCUUUGCUUACACUUGCAACAGUACAGUAUAUAUGACCAGCUUUAAAUCUUGAGCUUUUUCUAGCCGUAUAUGGAUUAUGCUACUGCAAUAUGGGAUUUCAGAUGUAAAAUAAGGGGCCGUGGUUGAAAUCCGGUUUCAAAGAAACCGGUAGGAGACCAGAGAAGUCCUGAAGACACGUGAUUGAGUUUUAAGAAUAUUUUUCUUUACCUACACAUUCUUCUUUUCAUCUACAUUCUCACAAAUGGAGACAAUGAGGGAACAAGCUGUUGGGAAAGAAAACAGCGAGUAACUUUAACUCAGCAAUUUCAGCGUAUUUGAUUAGCACUUAUACUUUCACUUUUAAAUUACAAUAAGAUGAUAAAAGCACUUACCAUUUACACAUAGGACUAUAUCAGGACGAAGAUUUUUUUAUAUUUUUUUAGGGGAAAAGGCACUUGUCAGUUCUAUUGACUGCUAUUACACAGUAUAGUCAUAAGAAAACCCCUUCAUUAACAUCUAAUAAUAAUAUAAUAAAUAUGCAGGUUUUUUUUAAGAUAUGCACCAGCUAUCCUGUACUUGUUUUUUUUUUCUCCUCGUCAGCGCCAUAACGAAUGGAAGGUAAUCCAUAUUGGAUAUAGAGACGUGAGCUGUGUUGGCAGAAGUAACGCAAGUCCAUUAUUACCUGUAUAUUACAGAUUCGCUAUAGCCUCACGAACGACAAGGAAAAAAAAACAACCAGUGAAGUGAAGAUCUUCAUUUCACAUUGAGGAUUCCGUCCAUUUAGAAAGCAUUCCUACUGCCAGGUCACACGAGGUGGCACUGCGCUGCCGGUGUUGGUAACCCUGAUUUUUAUGAAUCGCAAGUAAUUCGAGACAAGCCAUUGGGUAAAGAUGAUCUUGAUGUUUAUGACGUGACAGCAUGUUUUUUUUUGUUUUUUUUUGGAAAGAGUAAUAGGGUAAUGUGAAACUUUACGUGUAAACACUUGUUCAGUUGAUUUGAUUUCUUUGAAAAACGACCACCUGUGACUUGCACGUGCAAUCAGGAUUAUCUCUUACCCAAGUGACUAUGACUGUUCCUUCUUCCCUGGCGAGGCUGUUAGGGGAAAUAAAAAAAACUGUGCUGCUGUGUAGGCUGCUGUUAGCCCUGGCUCUGUGGCCUACUGCUGUGCUUUUGGCAUACUUCUUAUUUUGUAUCUCUUUUAAAUGUUUUCUGUGUCCCAUUUUUUUUUCCAUAUCUAAAUGUUUCGAUUUAUUGUUCUGUUGUUUCAGCUAAUUUUUAAUCUUUGUACAGUUUAGGUCAUGACCCGCAUAUCUUGGGAUUAGUAUGAAGUUCAGAGAUUGACUUU
This is a messenger RNA of Silurus meridionalis, 2900 nucleotides long. RefSeq names its product v-maf avian musculoaponeurotic fibrosarcoma oncogene homolog K (gene mafk). The transcript has 3 exons. Gene Ontology annotation, molecular function: DNA-binding transcription factor activity, RNA polymerase II-specific; RNA polymerase II cis-regulatory region sequence-specific DNA binding. Gene Ontology annotation, cellular component: nucleus. The coding region runs from base 640 to 1107 and encodes 155 amino acids. Lineage: Eukaryota; Metazoa; Chordata; Actinopteri; Siluriformes; Siluridae. Gene Ontology annotation, biological process: regulation of transcription by RNA polymerase II. The record is from RefSeq and is a predicted model, not a curated record.